AUGAGACUGAAGCGCUACAUCCGGGCCUGUGGCGCCCGUCGCAACUACAAGAAGCUGCUGGGCUCCUGCCGCUCGCGCAAGGAGCGCCUGAGUGUCCUCCGGGCAGAGCUGGAAGCUCUGGGCAUGAAGGGUAACCCUUCUUUAGAGAAGUGUCGGGCUCUGAAGGAGCAGCGUGAGGAGGCAGCCGAGGUGGCAUCCUUGGACAUUACUAACAUUAUCAGCUGUUCGGGUCGGCCACGGAGACGCACGGCCUGGAACCCUUCAGAACCAGCCGCCCCCGGGGAGCUGUACCGCCGGACCCUGGACUCGGAGGAAGAGCGGCACUGCCCCCCACGCCCGGACUGGUCUUAUAUGCGUGGCAUCAUCAGCAGUGACGGCGAGAGUAACUAA
This is a messenger RNA of Pipistrellus nathusii (Nathusius's pipistrelle), 390 nucleotides long. The record is from the annotation of a GenBank genome assembly. Lineage: Eukaryota; Metazoa; Chordata; Mammalia; Chiroptera; Vespertilionidae.